GGCGAACAAUGGGCCGAGUUCGGGAGAUAUCGUUCCUAAUGGGACUGUAUCGGAGCCUUCAUCGGUCAGUAGCUGGUAGGAGAUAAGUAUACUAUUCCUCAACGGAACAAUUUCCUUGUGACAUCUCUUCUGGGUGCUUAAGCGUUAAUCGGGCGGCAUACCGUUUCGUGUCCAGCCAUCUCAGUAUGCCGACCGAGCCGUACAGGCUCACUGCUUCCCAGUGUCUUCAAGCCUACAAUGACGGCAGCCUGACCGUUGAAGAAUACGCCACAUCGAUCUUGCAACGCGUUAACGAACGGCAGCCUACGGUGAAAGCAUGGGCUCAUAUUGAGCCUACCCAAGUCUUGGAACAGGCGCGCGCACUUGACAAAGUUCCCAAACACCAGCGUGGACCAUUGCAUGGCGUGGGUAUCGCGGUCAAGGAUGUUAUAUACACUAAGGGCAUGCCGACACAACACAACUCUCCAAUAUACGCCAAUGACCAGCCCGAGGUUGACGCCGGCAGCAUCGUUCUCCUCCGACACGCCGGUGCGCUGAUUUUAGGUAAGACCACCACGACCGAGUUCGCCGCAACAGUAGAGGGUGGCCCAGCCACGAACCCGCACGACUCCACACGUACUCCUGGUGGCUCAUCUUCCGGGUCUGGAGCAGUGGUGGCCGACUUCCAGGCACCCAUCGCUCUUGGCACGCAGACGGGAGGUAGUGUUAUCCGACCCGGCAGCUUCAAUGGUGUCUAUGCCAUGAAGCCGACGUGGGCAGCGAUUACGCGUGAAGGCCAGAAGAUCUACAGUCUCAUUCUCGACACACUUGGGUUCUAUUCCCGGUCCGUCGACGAUCUCAAGCUGCUUGCAUCAGUGUUCGGACUGAAAGACGACCAGCCUCCCACGAAUCACCAUGACGGUGUGAAAGGCCUCAAGUUUGCACUUCUCAGGACAAUGGUGUGGGAGAAGGCAGGUCCUGGCACUCAAGCCGCGAUGAAGAAGGGCGCUGACAUCUUGCGCGCCCACGGAGCCGAGGUCACUGAGAUCCAGUUUCCCUCCGAGUUCAACAAGCUUCCAGAUUGGCACAGCUGCGUCCUGAAGUCUGACGGUCGGGUUGCCUUCCGUCCCGAGUACCAAGUGGCCAAAGAUCAGCUCGAUAAAUCACUCGUCGAGCACGUAGAUGAAGCACAUGGCUACACUCGCAAAGACUACUUGGAGGCCUUCGACGGCAUAUCGGCUCUGCGGCCAAAGUGGGAUGCCAUCGCCGCUCAAUAUGACGCCGUUAUCGUUCCGUCAGUGCCAGAUGAGGCGCCAGAAGGUAUCGAGUCAACCGGCAGUGCUGUGUUUAAUAGUAUGUGGACGGCGCUACAUGUGCCCGUGAUCAACGUGCCGGGCUUUCAAGGUGAGCAUGGCAUGCCCAUCGGGCUUUCGCUUAUCACGGCGAGAUACCACGAUCAAGCGCUGCUUGAGGUGGCGAAGGUGGUCGGCAAAGUGUGGGAGGAGGAGGGUAGAUGGCAUAGCAAGCUUUAAAGCAUAGAUACGAACUGUAAUUCGUGAGCUUUGGGGUAUCCUAACACCGCUCAAAGCCAAUAAGAAUGCCAGUGCAUCGAACAAUGUCA
Messenger RNA from Baudoinia panamericana UAMH 10762, 1600 nucleotides. RefSeq lists its product as uncharacterized. The coding region runs from base 186 to 1511 and encodes 441 amino acids. NCBI's taxonomy places the organism in Eukaryota, Fungi, Ascomycota, Dothideomycetes, Mycosphaerellales, Teratosphaeriaceae. Gene Ontology annotation, molecular function: catalytic activity. The record is from RefSeq and is a predicted model, not a curated record. The transcript has a single exon.